Molecule: messenger RNA, 1836 nt
Organism: Pseudozyma flocculosa PF-1
Lineage: Eukaryota; Fungi; Basidiomycota; Ustilaginomycetes; Ustilaginales; Ustilaginaceae
Exons: 1
Coding region: 1-1836 (611 amino acids)
Biological process (GO): N-acylethanolamine metabolic process; N-acylphosphatidylethanolamine metabolic process
Cellular component (GO): cytoplasm; membrane-bounded organelle
Molecular function (GO): N-acylphosphatidylethanolamine-specific phospholipase D activity
Source: RefSeq, a predicted model, not a curated record
AUGCAGCCCACCACCGUCAGCAGGCGCAUCCAGUCGGUCGCCCUCACCGCCGGCGCAAUCUACAUCUGCGCCUGGGGCAUCUACUACAUUGCACAGGAGACGAUCCGCAAGACGACCCUACGCAGGCGCAAACGCAGGUACCCGCUCCUCGCACCGCUCCUCCCGCCACACGCACUCGCCGCAGGCGCACGCGUCGCACAGCGCGUCGGCGUCCUCUCCCGCGCCACCCCCUCGUCGUCGUCGUCCCACCCUUCGUCGUCGUCGUCUUCUUCGCUACGCACUUCUCGCUCGCACUCGCCCUCGCGCUCCUCGCCCCCCUCUCCCUCCUCGCCUUCCCACGCACCAUCCACACCCACCUCGUCCAAGGGAAAGGCAAGGGCCCACGACCUCCACGACCACGACCUCGACCACGUACAGCACAGGCUACAGCCCCACCUCGUCGACACCAACCCCCAGACCCGCCCAAACGGCUGGUACGGCAACGCAUCCCAACACGAGAUCGAAAAGAUCCAGAACCGCUUCGCAUCCCUAAAGAUCCUCGGCAGGUGGGCAAACGUCGUCCCCGAGUGGAGAGAGCAGGGCGCAUGGGAGUGGGUCCUCUGGAAGGGCUUCUACAGCCUCUUUUACAAGCCGCGCAUCUGGUGGGACGGCGGCCUCAAACGCGACCUCGCCAGCCCAGAAGGCCGAAAGAGGGUCGACGAGCUCCUCCCCGUGCACCAAAUCGACCACGCCAGGCUGUGGGGGCGCGUCCUCCCUGUGCCCGCCGCCAGCGCCAAUGCAUCGACUGUCGUCGUCGACAAGGGCAGGGAAAGGCACGUCGCACCAGCAUCGCUGGCGACGCCCGCCUCAUCCCCGUCGCCCUCGUCCGCCCCAGCCGCCGUCGAGGAAGGCAUCACGUUCACCUGGAUCGGCCAGAGCACCUGCCUCUUCCAGAUCCACGGCCUCACCGUCCUCACCGACCCCGUGUUCGGCGAGCAACCGCUCGAGAGCAUCUUUAGCCCCACGCGCAUGCGGCCCAUGCCCUGCACGUUCGACGAGCUGGUGCACCAGGGCCGCAUCGACGUCAUCCUCCUCACCCACAACCACUUUGACCACCUCGACGUCGACAUCCUGCCCCGUGUUCCGCCCAGCGUCCAGUGGAUCGUGCCCCUGGGCCUCACGCCACUCCUCGUCGAGCACGGCAUCCGCGCAUCGCAGAUCACCGAGCUCGACUGGUGGGCCUCGACGCGCCAGACCUUCAACAUCCCCGUCCGCCGCAGCCGCAGCCGCCGGUCGUCGACCUCGACCUCGACCUCGACCUCGCCUGCAUCGCCCUCGCCCGACGCAGACACGACGUCGACGUCGCGCCAGCUCGACGUCACCGCCGUCCCCGCCACGCACUGGUCGGCGCGCACCCCGCUCGACACCAACCGCACGCUGUGGAACUCGUACAGCGUGCGCGUAUCGCCCCCGCCGGCGCGGCCCGACGCGGCCGAGGCGCGGCUGUUCUUCUGCGGCGACACGGGCUACUCGCCCUCGCUCUUCACCGCCAUCGGACGGUGCCUGGGUCCGUUUGACGUGGCCGCCGUGCCCAUCGGGUCGUUUGAGCCGCGCUGGCACAUGGCCAUCCAGCACAUGCACGCCGUCGAGAGCGUCCAGGUGGUCAAGGACGUCGGCGCCCGCCGCGCGUUUGCCAUGCACUGGGGCACGUGGCAGAUGAGCGACGAGCGGUGGGACGACCCGCCCAGGGAGCUGGCCAGGGAGCUCGAGAAGCGCGGCGAGCCACAGGACACUCUGCGCCGCGUCGGGUUCGGAGAGACGGUCGACGUACCCGUCGGCGCCGUCGAGGCGACCUAG